UGGGCCAGACGGGGCUAGGGGUAGCUGCAGCUGCAGUGCAGCUGAUCCUGACAGUGAUGGGAGGAGGUGGCCGCCAAAUGGAGAUGGGGCAGCUCUUGGUGCCAGGGCCGUGGUGGCGGUAACAGACCCAGCCCAAGCCCCUACCACAGUUCUGGAGGCCCCUAGGGGCUGAGAGUGAGUGAGGUGACAGAGUCCUGCAGGGGGUGACUGCCUGGUAGAGGACCCAGUGCCUACAAGAGGGUUCUGGGGCUUCCUGGUUCCUGCCUCCCCUCUGCUCCCAGUGAACCGUAGCAGGCUUGUCUUCUGUUCUGGGGUGGGGUCCCCUCCCGUGCCUCUCUGUCUCCCCAGCCCUGGGAGCAGGUCCUGGGAGCGGAGCAGGGCAGGGCCUCCUGGCAGCUUCCUUCCUUCCUUUCUUGGGACGGAAACUCAGCCGCUGUGGGGCUCCAGGCUGGAGCCUGAGCAGGGGAGGGGGGGCUCAGCCACCACCCUGCUCCCCAAAGUGACUCAGCCCCCAUAUCCCCACCCAUCCCUGGGGAGCCUGGGCCUCAGUAGGAAGCGGAUAAAUGGGGUGGCAGCCUGGGCUGGCUGGAGAGCUCAGGCCACUCCAGCUGGACACUCGCUGCCUGCCACUUCUGUCCUGCCUCCCAUGGCCCGCUCUGGGAAUGCUGCAUCACCUGCCCCGGCCCCAGGAGCCCCUCCACGGAGCCCAUCCUGGGGGCUUGUACAGGAUGUCAAUGGGCCACCGAGGGAGCUACGCCCUCGGCUCUGCCACCUGCGAAAGGGCCCCCAGGGCUACGGGUUCAACCUGCACAGUGACAAGACCCGGCCCGGACAGUAUAUUCGUUCUGUGGACCUGGGCUCGCCUGCCGCCCACUCUGGCCUCCUCGCCCGGGACCGACUCAUUGAGGUGAACGGGCAGAAUGUGGAGGGGCUGCGCCACGCGGAGGUGGUCGCCAGCAUCAAGGCGCGGGAGGACGAGGCCCGGCUGCUGGUGGUCGACCCAGAAACAGAUGAGUACUUCAAGCGGCUGCGGGUCACACCCACUGAGGAGCAUGUGGAAGGUCCACUGCCAUCACCAGUCACCAAUGGGACCAGCCCUGCCCAGCUGAAUGGUGGCUCAGCGUGUUCGUCCCGAAGCGAUCUGCCUGGCUUAGACAAGGACACUGAGGAUGGCAGCACCUGGAAGCGAGACCCCUUUCAGGAGAGUGGCCUCCACCUGAGCCCCACGGCAGCCGAGGCCAAGGAGAAGGCCAGAGCCACCCGGGUCAACAAGCGGGCGCCGCAGAUGGACUGGAACCGGAAGCGCGAGAUCUUCAGCAACUUCUGAGCCCCUCCCUGCCCAUUCGCUGGGCCCAGGCCUCCUCCCCGCACGGACCUCGGGCCUCACUCCUUGGGCCCAGCCCAGAGCUCCCCAAGCCGCAGUGAACUGGAGGGGGUGCAUCCGCACCCCCAGAAACUGUGGUGGUCCCACCACCACCCAGGAACCAACCCGUGUCCCAGUGAGCCCCCUUCUGCCCCCUUCCUGCUGGGUGCUGGGGGAGUGUGGCAGCAAGAUGGGCGAGAAGGAGCCCUUGAAAUGUGGGAGAGAGGGAGAGAGAGAGGAGGAGAGGCAGUGGUGACCAUGGGGCUGGCCGGCCCUUGCUGCUCUGCCCAGGCCUGCUGACUUAAAGGAAUUUGUGUUUUUGCUUUUUUUCCAAAAAGAGCUCCAGCUCCACACAUGUUUCCACUUAAUACCAGAGCCCCUGCCCCCGCCCCGCUCAGGACGUGCUCUCUGAAUAAUUGCAAUAAAACAAACCUUUCUCCACAAACCAUUUCCUCCCCACCCCCUCAGCAGCAGCUAUCCCAUGAGUCCCAGGGACUUCCAGGGCCAGAGGCGGGGGCGGGCUCCAGACUGCCUUUUUGGGGGCCAGAUGUGGCUGUAGGAGCUGCCUCUGCCCCAUCCCUGCCCCUCCUGGCGUGGGUGGUCACUAGGUCAGGCCCUCAGGGAUCUGGGGUGCAAGGCCUGGUCUCUCCGAGGGGCCUGAGGAGGGAGGCCCCAUGCCCCUGAAGUGGGCAGCCUCUGGACAGGCCCCAUGUCCCUGUGCAGCAGCUCCCUGGCCUGGGGCGUAUGGCUGUGUGAGCCUACCCCCAGGAGGGACCCCAGGCUUCUAGGCUCGGCCCCUGCCUGGAACCCCAUCCCCAGGAGACCCCAGUGACUCUGCCUUUCCUCUCUGCCCUGAACCCAACUGACAUUGCUGUCUGCCCUGUAAGCCAUAGCGCAUGCGCGCCCUCGGAAUAAACAGGCCUUCCUUGGA
This is a messenger RNA of Diceros bicornis minor, 2294 nucleotides long. It is a transcript of the gene NHERF2, whose product is annotated as NHERF family PDZ scaffold protein 2. The coding region runs from base 647 to 1327 and encodes 226 amino acids. Gene Ontology annotation, molecular function: signaling receptor binding; protein-membrane adaptor activity. Lineage: Eukaryota; Metazoa; Chordata; Mammalia; Perissodactyla; Rhinocerotidae. Gene Ontology annotation, cellular component: apical plasma membrane. Gene Ontology annotation, biological process: protein localization to plasma membrane. The transcript has 6 exons. The record is from RefSeq and is a predicted model, not a curated record.